Raphanus sativus (radish) is the source of this 908-nucleotide messenger RNA. RefSeq names its product NAD(P)H-quinone oxidoreductase subunit U, chloroplastic. Gene Ontology annotation, cellular component: NAD(P)H dehydrogenase complex (plastoquinone); chloroplast thylakoid membrane; chloroplast. The transcript is spliced from 5 exons. The coding region runs from base 90 to 758 and encodes 222 amino acids. The record is from RefSeq and is a predicted model, not a curated record. NCBI's taxonomy places the organism in Eukaryota, Viridiplantae, Streptophyta, Magnoliopsida, Brassicales, Brassicaceae.
CUGAGACGGUUUCGUAUCCGUUAUCAAGUAAAAUUUGUAUGGAUCGAAAUUUCGAAAAUCACUUUCUUGACUGAACAUUUUUGAGCGCCAUGGCUUCCUUAUCUCCGAUGACUCAGCCGUCGUUAGUACACAUUCCCGGCGAAUCCGUCCCCCAUCAUCACGUACUAGUACCAAGCACGUGCUCUUUCCCGCGGAAGCCAACAACCACGAAACGGAUUAUCUGUUCGCCGGCAAGGAGUUCCGGUGAGACGUCGACGGACGGAGAAACCGACGGUGGAGGAUCUAGCACUACUGCCGUCGAUGAAGCGCCGAAAGAGAGUCCAUCUUUAAUCUCCGCUCUCAACGUCGAACGCGCUCUCCGUGGCCUUCCCAUUACAGAUGUUGAUCACUACGGUCGGCUUGGACUUCUCAGAAACUGUUCUUAUGAUCAGGUAAGACUUGGUUACCAAGAUAGAGUUAAGGAGCUAAUGGGACAAGGGCUAGACGAAGAACAGCUCAAGAACAAGAUGGAGCUUGUCAAAGAUUCAUAUACGAUCUUGUCGUCGGUGGAAGAGAGAAGGAUGUACGAUUGGAGUCUAGCCAGAAGCGAAAAAGCAGAGCGGUACAUUUGGCCGUUCGAGGUUGACAUCAUGGAACCCUCCAGGGAAGAGCCUCCUCCUCAGGAACCAGAGGAUGUAGGACCAACGAGGAUUCUUGGAUACUUCAUUGGGGCGUGGCUUGUCCUUGGUGUCGCCCUUUCUGUUGCAUUCAAUCGUUAGCCACUUUUGUUUCUUUCACCAUCUUCUUCCUCGCCUUAUAUUAAAUCAUUUCGAGAAAAUGUAUAUUUAGUAGUCGAUUAUAUACUUAAGUGUAUUAAUUAUCUGACGAAUGUUCAAGCUACGUGAUUGUAAUAAACGUAUGUUUAUGCA